GAGCGGCCCCUGAGGAAAAUGUCUGACCCUCACAGCAGCCCUCUCCUGGCCGAGCCUCUUUCCAGCAGAUGCAAACUCUAUGAGUCAGAGUUUACCAACCCGAGCUGGCCCUCCAGCCCCCAGGAUACACACCUGGCCCUGCCCCUCCUGGAGAUGCCUGAAGAGAAGGAUCUCCGCUCAUCCAAUGAAGACAGCCAUAUUGUGAAAAUGGAAAAACCCAGCGAAAGGACUAAAAGGAGAGAAAGUGGGGCAGCCCAUCGGGGCUCUGCAGGCUUGGGGGGCAUCAGCCUCUUCCAAGCAGUGGGCUACCUCACAGGGGAGAUGAAGGAGUGCAGGGGCUGGCUGAAAGAUAAGCCCCUGGCCUUCCAGUUCUCAGACUGGGUCCUGAGGGGGGCUGCUCAGGUGAUGUUUGUCAACAACCCUGUCAGCGGACUCAUCAUCUUCAUAGGACUCCUGAUCCAGAAUCCCUGGUGGACGAUUACCGGGGGUCUAGGGACAGUGGUCUCCACCUUAACUGCCCUCGCCUUGAACCAGGACAGGUCUGCCAUCGCCUCCGGCCUCCAUGGAUACAACGGGAUGCUGGUGGGACUGCUCAUGGCCGUGUUCUCGGAGAAGAGGGACUAUUACUGGUGGCUUCUGUUUCCUGUGACCUUCACAGCCAUGACCUGCCCACUUCUUUCCAGUGCCUUGAAUUCCAUCUUCAGCAGGUGGGACCUCCCGGUCUUCACGCUGCCCUUCAACAUGGCCAUGACCCUGUACCUGGCAGCCACCGGCCACUACAACCUCUUCUUCCCCACGACACUGGUGGAGCCCAUGUCUUCGGUGCCCAACAUCACCUGGACAGAGAUGGAGAUGUCCUUGCUGCUACAAGCCAUCCCCGUCGGGGUCGGCCAGGUGUAUGGCUGCGACAGUCCCUGGACAGGCGGCGUCUUCCUGGUGGCUCUGUUCAUCUCCUCGCCACUCGUCUGCCUGCAUGCCGCCAUUGGCUCCAUCGUGGGGAUGCUGGCGGCCCUGACGGUGGCCACGCCCUUUGGGAGGAUCUACUUGGGCCUCUGGAGCUACAACUGUGUCCUCUCCUGCAUCGCCAUUGGGGGCAUGUUCUACGCCCUCACCUGGCAGACCCACCUGCUGGCCCUUUUCUGUGCCCUGUUCUGUGCAUACAUGGGAGCGGCCUUCUCCAACAUAAUGUCGGUGGUUGGUGUGCCACCAGGCACCUGGGCCUUCUGCCUCUCCACCCUCAUCUUCCUGCUCCUGACGACCAACAACCCUGCCAUCUAUAAGCUCCCACUCAGCAAAGUCACCUACCCAGAGGCCAACCGCAUCUACUACCUGAAAGUGAAGAGCAAUGAAGAAGAGAAGUCCCCCAGCGGUGACUAGCCAACUCCUAGGCAGAAAUGCUCUUUGCCUGGACCUGGUGUCUGCUCCCUAUGGUCUCAGCUCUGGGUCAAUCUGCUGCAGCACUCCCCUUCUGUGCCUCUCCUGUUAGAACCAAACACACCUGUACCUCCCUUUCCCUGGUGCUCAUUUUUCUCUCUCUGCCCAAAUAGCCAUAACUAUCCAUAUAUGACUUUAGAGGAAGUUGGUAUGAGCUUGCAGAGUUAGAAGUAAGACAUGUGCUUUCAAUGUCAUUGUCUUAAAACAAAAACAUUUCUCUUUAGUCUUUUAGGAAGAUGAUUACAAGAUGGUCUUCAUGGCAUGUUUAGCUGAAUAAUAGAUGCUGUAAAAUUGAACUUGCUGAGUCGUUCCCAGGCAGACUCGGAGUGGGUGGAAAUUCAGGGGAUACAUGCAAAGAGUUGAAGGUGCAUUGAGUUAGUGGCUGAUGAGCACACCCAGCAUUACAUAAAAGGGAGGGAUUUCACAUUGAUAGAGUUUUAAAGUCAAAGCAGGGACAAUUAGAGCACUGGGAGUGUCUAAAUAGGAAGUCUCGAACAUUCAGUGGUCAGAGUAAGGGCAAGAUGCUAUCUCAUAGCAGGAAGCAAUUCAUAAAAAUUAGAAUCCCACAUAUGACUUCUAUUAUUAAAAAAAAAGGUAAGAAACUUAUCUCAUUCUCCUAUUUGCCUGUGGGUGUUAGAAGCUUUAUGAGGUCUGUGAUACUUAAAUGGUUAGCCUGAGUAGAAGGACAAACAAUUAUCCAUGAAGUUCAUAAUUUGACUUCCCAAUUACAGUCAUUAACUUACAUUCAGUCUCCAUUUAUAUGUAUAUCAGGGCUCAGCAAACUUUUUCUGGAAAGGGUCAAACAGUAAAUGUUUUUGGUUCUGGA
Molecule: messenger RNA, 2260 nt
Organism: Leptonychotes weddellii (Weddell seal)
Lineage: Eukaryota; Metazoa; Chordata; Mammalia; Carnivora; Phocidae
Source: RefSeq, a predicted model, not a curated record